CUUCUCAGAGAAAGAAACAAUGUAGUCGACAGUUUAGCAGUUAGUUUAGAAGUUUGACGGUGACAGCGAAGCCACUGCAUCUACGCGGCUUCUCCUCCUCUUGCUUCGUGGCGGAAGAUAUUUACGCCGUCAACUUUCUUCCUUCCUUCUUCUUCCAUUCCAUUUUCUUGUCUACUAAGAUUACCUCCUAAUAAAAACCCUCAAAUCUCGAUCAACAAUCCCCAAAAUCAAGAAUAUCAAAACCAUGUCUUCUGAAAAUCCCAAAACCCGCAAAUCUAUGUACCCAGAAGUUAUUCUAACAAACCCUGAAUCCAGUUCUCCAUUUAUCUCGAACCCCAGCAGAAACCCUUCUUCUUCUUCCUUAUACCCUACUAUUGAAAUGAAUUCCUUAGCCGAAAACCUCUUCCCAGAAACAGAAGAAGAAGACCAAACCCGCGCUAUGAAUCAGGGAGGAAGUUCUACCUUCGAGUCAUCCGAGGAAGUUGUCAUCACGAUCCCAGGUGCGAUCGUUCAUUUAAUCGACAAAAAACGGAGUAUCGAGCUGGCAAACGGAGAUUUCUCCGUUGUUCAGUUGAAACAGGGCGACAACGUUGUCGCUGCCCUAGCUCGAGUCGGGGAUGAGAUCCAGUGGCCGUUAGCUAAAGACGAGGCCGCCGUCAAACUUGACGAUUCCCAUUACUUUUUCAGCCUCAGGGUUCCAUCCGAACACGGCGAAAUUAACGGCGACAGUAUUUUGAACUACGGGCUGACGAUUGCUUCCAAGGGGCAAGAGGGUUUGCUGAGGAAACUAGAUUCGGUGCUGGAGAAGUUCAGUGCGUUUAGGGUUGAGAAGGCGGCGGCGGCGGUGGAGCAAGGGUGGUGGGGGUCGGUGGCCAAGGAGGUUUCUCCGGCGGAAAUGAAGAAUAAGAAAGAGGAGGUGGAGAACAGUGCCGCCGCUUACUGGACCACCAUCGCUCCGAACGUGGAGGAUUACAGUGGGAGCGUUGCGAGGUUGAUUGCCGCCGGUUCGGGGCAGGUGAUUCGAGGGAUUUUGUGGUGUGGUGACCUCACUGUUGAUAGGCUGAAAUGGGGUGAUGAGUUCUUGAAGAAGAGAGUCGGAAAAGGUUACACUUCGGAUAUCAGUCCCGAGACUUUAACAAGGGUGAAAAGGGUUAAGCAAAUGACGAAAAUGUCGGAGAAAGUUGCGGCCGGGAUAUUAUCCGGGGUUGUAAAGGUGUCUGGUUUCUUCACAAGUUCGGUUGCAAACUCUAAAGUGGGGCAGAAAUUCUUCAGCCUUCUUCCCGGUGAAAUUGUUCUUGCUUCGUUAGAUGGAUUUAAUAGGGUUUUCGAUGCUGUUGAAGUAGCCGGAAAGAAUGUCAUGUCCACUACUUCGGUUGUCACGACUGGGCUCGUCUCACAGAGAUAUGGAGAAGACGCAGGAAAGGUGACACACGAUGGGCUGGGUGCUGCAGGGCAUGCUAUAGGCACAGCUUGGGCUGUGUUUAAGAUACGAAAGGCUCUCAAUCCAAAAGGUGCUCUUAAACCGACUACUCUAGCUAAGGCCGCUGUUCAAGCCAAUGCUGCUAAAUUGAAGUCAAAAUCGAAAUAAUCGCCGGAUUUGUUGUGUCUUUGUGGUCAACUAUGUCAAAUAUUUUAUGUUUUUUUUUAUGUAAUUUAUAGUUCCCUCAUUCCUUCUUUCGCUUUUUUGUCAACGCAACGCGACAACUAUUAUGUAACACUUGGUACAUGCCGACUGGUUUUAUUUAUUCAAGCAGUUCGAUUUCGUUUU
This is a messenger RNA of Erythranthe guttata (spotted monkey flower), 1768 nucleotides long. RefSeq names its product protein EARLY-RESPONSIVE TO DEHYDRATION 7, chloroplastic. Lineage: Eukaryota; Viridiplantae; Streptophyta; Magnoliopsida; Lamiales; Phrymaceae. The record is from RefSeq and is a predicted model, not a curated record. Gene Ontology annotation, cellular component: plasma membrane.